CGCAGGAAAGGGAACGGCUGGGGCGCUGUGCCUGCCUGCCUGCCGGCACACUCGCCUGCCUGCCGGGAGCCGUGCCCGCAGGUUCUGUUACAGCAUAGAAGUGAGAUCCACAAGACUCCUCUAAGAUGUCUUACAGAAAGGAGCUAGAAAAAUACCGAGACCUGGAUGAAGAUCAGAUCCUUGGAGCUCUGACAGAGGAGGAGCUCAGGAAGUUAGAGAAUGAACUGGAAGAGCUGGAUCCUGAUAAUGCACUGUUGCCAGCAGGGCUCAGGCAGCGGGACCAGACACAAAAGCCACCAACUGGCCCCUUCAAAAGGGAAGAACUCAUGGCCCACCUAGAAAAGCAGGCAAAGGACAUUAAAGACCGAGAAGACUUGGUUCCUUUCACAGGUGAAAAGAGAGGAAAAGCUUGGAUUCCCAAGCAGAAGCCGAUGGAUCCUGUUUUGGAAAGUGUGACUCUGGAGCCAGAACUGGAGGAAGCCCUUGCUAAUGCCUCUGAUGCAGAACUCUGUGACAUUGCUGCCAUCCUUGGCAUGCACACCUUGAUGAGUAACCAGCAGUACUAUGAGGCACUGGGGAGCAGCACCAUUGUGAACAAAGAAGGCCUCAACAGUGUGAUUAAGCCCACACAGUACAAACCAGUUCCUGAUGAGGAGCCAAACUCAACGGAUGUGGAGGAAACCCUGAAACGAAUACAAAGCAAUGAUCCUGACCUGGAAGAAGUCAACCUUAACAAUAUUAUGAAUAUUCCUAUACCAACUCUAAAAGCUUUUGCAGAAGCACUGAAAAACAACGCAUAUGUGAAGAAGUUCAGCAUAGUUGGGACCCGGAGCAACGACCCUGUUGCUUUUGCCCUGGCAGAAAUGCUGAAGGUCAAUAGCACACUGAAGAGCCUGAAUGUGGAGUCAAACUUCAUUUCUGGGUCUGGGAUCCUGGCUAUCGUUGAAGCGCUCGAGGGCAACACGUCGCUCGUGGAGCUGCGCAUUGACAACCAGAGUCAGCCCUUGGGCAACAAAGUAGAAAUGGAAAUCGCAAAUAUAUUGGAAAAGAACACCUCCCUACUGAAAUUUGGGUACCAUUUCACUCAGCAAGGUCCCCGGCUUCGCGCCUCCAAUGCCAUGAUGAGUAACAACGACCUGGCUCGUAUUCAUCAGUCCGAUGGUCUCCGGCAGUAGCAUCUCAGCUGUACCUGGACAAUGUAUAAUGAGGAAGAGAAGACUUGCAGAGGUGAAUGGGCCUAUUUUUCCCAAGUGCAGAACUGGAGUGUAGUUCCUGGCCAUGGAGGUCAUUCCCAGUGAUCUGUGCUACACUGUGGAAAUCUAAAGGCAAUAAGUGCCUUGACAGAGUA
This is a messenger RNA of Melospiza georgiana, 1348 nucleotides long. RefSeq names its product tropomodulin 1 (gene TMOD1). Gene Ontology annotation, molecular function: tropomyosin binding. The coding region runs from base 126 to 1175 and encodes 349 amino acids. The record is from RefSeq and is a predicted model, not a curated record. Gene Ontology annotation, biological process: pointed-end actin filament capping; muscle contraction; myofibril assembly. The transcript is spliced from 11 exons. Gene Ontology annotation, cellular component: myofibril; striated muscle thin filament. NCBI's taxonomy places the organism in Eukaryota, Metazoa, Chordata, Aves, Passeriformes, Passerellidae.